Molecule: messenger RNA, 794 nt
Organism: Malania oleifera
Lineage: Eukaryota; Viridiplantae; Streptophyta; Magnoliopsida; Santalales; Ximeniaceae
Product: MLP-like protein 423
Exons: 2
Coding region: 192-647 (151 amino acids)
Biological process (GO): defense response
Source: RefSeq, a predicted model, not a curated record
ACUUCACCAAUUUGUGAGGCUUAUCAACUCACCAUAUUCCCUCACAAGCCAUUAGAUUGGACCCAGCAGAGGCCAAGGGAAUCAGCCCAAUUGAACAACUGGUCUUCAUUGUGUGCAUAUAUUCCUAUAUAAAGCCUCUUCAUCUCACUCUCUGGUAUUCACCAAUGUUCUAAAUUUGACCGUACUAAGAUAUGGCUCAGAUUUGUAAGCUCGAGACGCAGACGGGGAUCAAAUGCUCUCCGCAGAUGUUCUUUAACAUCUACAAGAACAAAAGCUGCCUGAUGCCCAUGAUCAGCCCUGACAAAUUUCAAAGCAUUGAGGUGCUGGAAGGAGAUGGAAAGAGCGUGGGCUCUAUCAGACUCUGGACUUAUGUCAUGGGUGGUCCUGUAAUUACGAAGGACAGGAUUGAUGCCAUAGACGAGAAGAAUAAUUCAAUCACCUAUGGGAUCAUUAGUGGAGAUGUCACAAAGUAUUACAGGAAUUUCAAGGCCACCCUGCAGGCUAUUUCAGAGGAUCAUGGUAAGAAUGUGGUGAAAUGGACUAUAGAGUAUGAGAAGGCAAAUGAAGAUGUUCCCACCCCAUAUUCUCAUCUUGAGUUUCUUGCAAAUGUUGCUAGUGAGAUAGAUGCUUACCUUCUCAAAGCAUAGCAACAAGUUUCAUUUUAAGUUACAUUUUUUUGUUCCAUCUGCACUGUAAAGUGCAAGAUGAAAUGCUGUUGAGGUACUGUGGUGUUGAUUAUGCAUUGGAAUUGUAAGGGCUUCAAGUUAUUAUGGAAUAUAAAAUCUCUCUCUCUC